UCAAUCUCAAUCGUCGAAGUCCAAAAUCUAAAUCCAUACGUUAUUUCAAUUUUUAUUUAUAUUUCUCAGUGUACACAAUGAAUACAAUUGACAGUGAACAUCUUAUUACUGAAGUUAAACGUAGACCUGUGCUUUGGGAUCAAAAUCAUAAAUAUUACAAUCAAAGGAAUGCCAAACUCCUGGCAUGGCAAGAAGUGUUUGCUAACCUCAUCGUGGAUUGGACUGAUAUGUCAAAAUACGACAGAUUCGGGAAAGGUAAAGACAUCCAAAAUAGAUGGACUAACAUACGGGAUACGUAUAUGAGGGAGAUUAAGUAUGAAAAGAAAGUGCAGAAGGGCUUGGCAUUGCCAAAAAAAAAGUAUAAAUUUUCUCAUCUUUUAGGAUUUUUGGAUCAAUCCAAGCAGAUAAAGGAUAAAGGAUCGGACCAAAGCAGUACUGACAUUGAGGAAAGCCCAGUGAAAAAUGAAUCCAAAGUGUUAAAUGUUAACAUUGUUGAUCUGAAAAAUCAAACUGAAUCAUUGUAUGCGGAUUCAGACGGCAAGAACAAUCAGGGACGAGGGAGUAACAAUGGAAGAGCCAAGCGAUUUAAGCCAAACAAUGAUCUCUCAAGUGUACAGUUCAACAUGCAAUCCGACAGUUCUACGAUGGACUCUGACAGCAACAAUCACACACCGAUCCGAGAAGAAACGAACAGAGGGAGGCUAAAUAUCACAUCAGAAACAUCCAAAAAUGGUGAACCGUCCAAUCAAUCUGUUCAAGAAUAUUAUCAAAUCAAUCCAGAGUACCUGUCACCAUCUGUUGAAAUAAGUUCCGGAAUCUCCCUUCCUUUAGAACAAGAUGAUGAUAAGAUGUUUGUUCUUUCAUUGCUUCCUUACUUCAAGAAGCUGAAUGAAGAACGGAAACUCGCUGCAAGAAUAGAAAUGUCUACACUCUUGCAGAAAAUGAUUUACAAGAAGUGUUAGAAAAUGGAAUACCAUUUUAUAUCAAAGAUAGAUAUAUGUAUUUUUUCAAUGUUGGCUUAGUCAUGAUAGUGAUAUUUUUACACUUAUAGCUCACAGUCUAAGAUUUUCACAUGCAUUUACGUAUUGUUGUUAACAAGUAACUAGGCCUAGUGGAUAUGUUACCAAGAAGUAACAUGGAUGAAAACUUAUAGAAAUUGGUGCAUUAUGAAUCGGUUAUUAUUUAUUGUUCCUUUAUCAUUAGUUUGUAAUAUUGUUUUGUUAGUAACACUAUGUGAUAGUUGUUAAGGACUUCUUGUACAUUAUUGAUUAUACAAAUAGUUUGUUAGAAAGGACAUUAAACUGUAAAAUAUUUUCAAGAUGAAUAUAAGAUACUAUUUCUAAAAUAACGUACAAUCUUUGACUAAUAGUCAAUGGUACAACUAGUUGGUCGUUACAGCUUGUAAUGGUAUUAAAGCCUUUUAGUCACGAAAGUUACAUAAAUCACUGGUACAAUCUUCUCAUCAUACCAUCAGAUACUAAUCAUAAGAUAUUUAGAAAUCUUAGUUUCUAAGAAGGUUCAUUUUGAUGAUUAAACUUUCUUAAAAAUGAAGGAAACCAUCUGGGAUGAGUUGAUAAUUUUUUUGUUAACAAACAUUUUUUACACAAUAGUUAACAUUUUUAUAACUUUGUGUUUUGGGGUUAAAACUGAAUUUGAAUCUGAAAUUUAGAAUAUACAGGGUGGAAAUAAAGUCCCGGGGCUGUUUGUACAACAGCUGAUUUUUACUCCCUAGAGAGUAAAAAUGCUACUUUAGACUGCAGCGCAUGCAUUUAAAACGGUUGUUUUUGCUGCAGUAUGACAACAAAUAAUUUUAACACAAUAUUUAGUGAUGGGCAACCUCCCCAGAGAAACGCCUGCUAGGAGUCAGAAGAAAAUGUUAAAUGUAAACAUAGGUUAAUAUGCAGAUCAAAUUUCUGUCUUUGUUAGUAAAAUACAAUGCCGCAAACCCAAAAUCAAACGAACAAUUGAGUCAAAAAUGAAAACUUUUCAAAGAUGCAUUUAAUUUGCCUUUACUGCAAUACCUCCUCAGGGGUGCUCCCGCUAGAAGUCGGAAUAAAAUCAUAAACGUAUGCAUAGGUCUAUCUAUACACAUGCACAUUAAAUUAGAGGUCUUAAAUAGUAGAAUACAAUGCCGCGAGUUUGAUCAAAGAAGGAGUAAAGAAUGGCAGCUGUUCAAAGAUUUAAAAUGGCAAAUUCAAGAUAUCUUUGAACGGCUGCCAUUUUUGACUCGGUUUUUAAAACCAAUAGAUUUCAAAUUUGCAGCACUGUAUUCUACUAGCAAAGGCCUUUAGUUUGAUGUGUGCAUAUCCACCUGAAUUUUUUUUUUUAAAGAGGUUGGCGGCCUCUACCUAGACCUAUGUUUACAUUUAGGAUUUUCUUUUGACUCCUAGCGGGCUGUCCCCCUGAGGAGGUAGCGUAUCACUGAAUAAUGUGUUGAAAUUAUUUUAAUGCCCAGUAACUGUGUACCAAGUUUUGAAGCUCUAUCUUUAUUACUUUUUGAAAUGUAUAACUGUCCCGGGACUUUUUCCCCACUCUGUAUAGCCAUGAGGUUUCAGGAGGAAAAAGACAAGUUAGAGUUUUGUGUAAAGGAAUUUGUGUUAUGUACAUAAUUUAGAUUUAAGAAAGUUCUUGCAAAAUAAAAUAAAUCUGCUAGUUGCACUUGUUUUCCAAUGAUCAUUUCAGAUUAGGUAUUUAGAGUGAAGGUGCGAUUUUUAUCAUACAAUCCUUUAUUACAAACAUUAUGUAAUUGAAGCUUUUUCAAAUCCAAGAAUUUUAGAACUAUCUUUAGUUUGUCCCGGGACUUUUUCCCCACUCUGUAUAGCCAUGAGGUUUCAGGAGGAAAAAGACAAGUUAGAGUUUUGUGUAAAGGAAUUUGUGUUAUGUACAUAAUUUAGAUUUAAGAAAGUUCUUGCAAAAUAAAAUAAAUCUGCUAGUUGCACUUGUUUUCCAAUGAUCAUUUCAGAUUAAGUAUUUAGAGUUUGAAGGUGCGAUUUUUAUCAUAAAAUCCUUUAUUACAAACAUUAUGUAAUUGAAGCUUUUUCAAAUCCAAGAAUUUUAGAACUAUCUUUAGUUUAUGGAAAUAUUUAAACUUUGCUUUAAGUUUAUUUUAUUGCAUGUACUACAAAAGAGAUUUCUUGAACUUUGGCAAUUAAACUCGUGUCUCUCUCUUUUAUUGUUCUAUUUAACAUACGGUAAGGUUAUGCUCUAAGCCAAGGACUUAAAAGACCAGAAAUAGAAGAAAAGUAAACUUAGUUUAAUUUAUUCUAUGUACGUUUGAUUACAUUUAUUCAAAAACCUCAGACGUUGUUCAUGAUGAUCUAAUAAACAAAUA
This is a messenger RNA of Macrosteles quadrilineatus (aster leafhopper), 3331 nucleotides long. RefSeq lists its product as uncharacterized. NCBI's taxonomy places the organism in Eukaryota, Metazoa, Arthropoda, Insecta, Hemiptera, Cicadellidae. The transcript is spliced from 3 exons. Gene Ontology annotation, molecular function: DNA binding. Gene Ontology annotation, biological process: regulation of transcription by RNA polymerase II. Gene Ontology annotation, cellular component: transcription regulator complex; nucleus. The record is from RefSeq and is a predicted model, not a curated record. Bases 78 to 962 code for a protein of 294 amino acids.